CCACCCCAGCAUCACACCUUUGGCUGGGAGUCCACAUACGAUCAUUCAGACAUGGCGAGUAAGAAGGCUUCCAAUAAGAGACAAAGGGGAGCACAGAAGUCCUGUUCUAAUGUCUUCUCCAUGUUUGAGCAGAACCAGAUACAGGAGUUCAAGGAGGCAUUUGGCUGCAUUGACCAGGACAGAGAUGGUGUUAUCAAAAAGCAGGACCUGAAGGAAACCUAUGCACAGCUGGGGAAACUUAAUGUCAAAGAUGAGGAGCUGGAUGAGAUGCUGAAUGAGGGAAAGGGUCCCAUCAACUUCACUGUGUUUUUGACUCUUUUUGGGGAGAAACUCAAUGGUACCGAUCCUGAAGACACAAUCCUGGCUGCCUUCAAACUCUUUGACCCCAACGGCACAGGCUUUGUUAAUAAGGACGAGUUUAAACGAUUACUGAUGAACCAGGCUGAUAAAUUCACAGCAGAGGAGGUGGAUCAGGCCUUCGCUCUCGCCCCCAUCGAUCCAACUGGCAACAUCGACUACAAGUCGCUCUGCUACAUCAUCACACAUGGAGAUGAGAAGGAAGAAUCCUAACAAGGACUGUCAGGUCACACAGGUCAUCUCAACAUGCUCCCGACUGUUUCAUAGCAGCUGCUUGUAAUCAAAAACAUUCACGAUUGCUGGAAAAAUGCUGCAAUUUCUGACUCUUUCAACCUCCAACUGUUGUAAAUGCUGCAGUUUAGUUGGUGUAAAACUGGCUUAUUUGUUUCUAAGUUACUGAGAAUAAAGUGUUGGGCUCCUCAGAA
Amphiprion ocellaris (clown anemonefish) is the source of this 782-nucleotide messenger RNA. It is a transcript of the gene myl7, whose product is annotated as myosin, light chain 7, regulatory. The transcript has 7 exons. Bases 52 to 570 code for a protein of 172 amino acids. Gene Ontology annotation, biological process: heart contraction; cardiac muscle tissue development. Gene Ontology annotation, cellular component: cytoplasm; myofibril. The record is from RefSeq and is a predicted model, not a curated record. Gene Ontology annotation, molecular function: calcium ion binding. NCBI's taxonomy places the organism in Eukaryota, Metazoa, Chordata, Actinopteri, Pomacentridae.